AUGGCCCCCCAAAAGAAGAAGUGGUCCAAGGGCAAGGUUAAGGACAAGGCCCAGCACGCCGUCGUCCUUGAGAAGUCUACCGCUGAGAAGCUCAACAAGGAUGUUCAGUCCUACCGUCUUAUCACUGUCGCCACCCUUGUCGACCGUCUCAAGAUCAACGGUAGCUUGGCCCGCCAGGCUCUGGCUGAUCUCGAGGAGAGGGGAGUGAUCAAGAAGGUCGUCGGCCACCACGACCUCGACAUCUACACCCGCGCCGUCGCCGCCGAGUAA
This is a messenger RNA of Aspergillus chevalieri, 270 nucleotides long. It is a transcript of the gene RPS25, whose product is annotated as 40S ribosomal protein eS25. NCBI's taxonomy places the organism in Eukaryota, Fungi, Ascomycota, Eurotiomycetes, Eurotiales, Aspergillaceae. The coding region runs from base 1 to 270 and encodes 89 amino acids. The record is from RefSeq and is a predicted model, not a curated record. Gene Ontology annotation, cellular component: cytosolic small ribosomal subunit. The transcript is spliced from 4 exons. Gene Ontology annotation, molecular function: structural constituent of ribosome.